AAAGACGUCAUUUAAUAUGCUGAAAUUUUAUUUCGUUUUGUUGCUACAUAAUUACUUCAUAAAAGCUACCCGACCUCGUCUUGCAUCGUUAACUUAUGGUUUAACACUAGUUUCAAGUGAACUAGAUUUCAGAUGUUUGAAUAGUCUGAAUUCAAAAUUGAGGGUGAAAUUAUUCAUAGGGAAGAUGGCAUUGUUGCUUACACGAAUCCUAGCUUUAGUUUUACUGUGCUACCAGUUUACUAAUGCUGUUGGAGGUCUACCAAAGACACAACUUAUAAAAGCAAUGUCUGAAGAUUUGUUGAAAAAUUAUAGUAAACAUAUUGUCCCAUCCGAGACAGAGCCAUUUAAUGUGACCGUUCACGUAGAUCUCUUAUCACUUGGUGAAAUUGAUGAAUUAGAAGAAAAAUUGUCAUCAGUUUUCUGGAUGAAUUUUAAUUGGUUAGAUGAGAAUAUUAACUGGGAUAAGAAUCAGACCAACGCUUCUUAUAUAACUUUAAGCUACAAUGAAGUAUGGACGCCAAUCUUUCGAGUGGGUAAUCCCCAUGCCGAUGUCUCAAAAAGCCAGAGUGUGGACCGAUCAUAUGAUGUUGUCCUGUAUAACAGUGUUGGGAAGGCAUACUAUGAUGAAAUGAUGACAACACGGACAACAUGUGAUCUGGACAUGACCUACUUUCCUUUUGACGUCCAGUCGUGUUCUGUUAUGCUUACCUUGGUCGGAUUUAUACAAUUUUGGUUCAGGUUAGACGUCUCUAUGCAUGAAUCGUUUUCUGAAGAAGAUGCUAACCAUGGUUCCUGGCGAUUACUAAACACAAGUGUUACAACAAAGAAUGGUGGUUUAAAAAUCAAUCUGGUAUUUGAAAGGAAACCAUUGUUUCUGUUGAUCAACAUUUUAUUGCCCAUAAUCGUUUUAGCUACAUUAACACCAUUAGUAUUUGUCUUACCGAAGAAAUCCGGGGAGAGAGUGGGCUAUGCAAUAACAAUGUUACUUGCAAUUUCUGUCUACAUGACCAUUGUAAGUGACAAUCUGCCUAAAAAUUCUCAACCGAUGCCCCUCAUAUCAAUAAUGAUAUUUAUCUGGUACAUCUUGGAUGCAGUCAUCGUUUUUGGGGGCGCAUGCGCAAUGCGCCCCCAAUGUAAUAACGACAAAUUCAGAUUUACUAUGAUGUGAACACAAUUAGUCAGCUACCUACGCUAAGCAAAAUAGUUCCAAAACUUCGCAGUAACUCCAAAAUCAUAGUUCCCUAUCUAUUUUAAAAUUGACUGGCCAAUUUUGUACUAAAUUUAGCAAUCGUCUUUUAAAAUUGUAUGUAUAUUUUUGCUUUACGCGAUUUUAAUAUUACUACGCCAGCGGUCGAUCAUAGCCAAAGUACUUGCAUAAAUAUAGUACAAAUUACAUGUAGUCACAAGUUAAUUAAGUGUCAUAGAACUCAAAAAAUUAGCAAGUAAU
This is a messenger RNA of Ruditapes philippinarum (Manila clam), 1447 nucleotides long. RefSeq names its product 5-hydroxytryptamine receptor 3A-like. The record is from RefSeq and is a predicted model, not a curated record. Gene Ontology annotation, molecular function: transmembrane signaling receptor activity; extracellular ligand-gated monoatomic ion channel activity; neurotransmitter receptor activity. Bases 17 to 1168 code for a protein of 383 amino acids. Lineage: Eukaryota; Metazoa; Mollusca; Bivalvia; Venerida; Veneridae. The transcript has 4 exons. Gene Ontology annotation, cellular component: neuron projection; membrane; synapse. Gene Ontology annotation, biological process: signal transduction; chemical synaptic transmission; nervous system process.